AUGAGAAAGAGCAGGUGGACUAUGAAGCAACUGCAAACAACCAGACUGGACUCCUUGAAGCAGAUGAUUAGGAAAACUAGACAGAGGAGUAUGGAGAAGAAUAGGGUGAUUUGGGCAUCAACAUGGUGUUUAUCUUGUCAGAGAAGUUUAGAGCAGCGGAAGGACAAGAACGCACCAUGGAAAGGGAUGUACUAUCCCAAGAAAGUUUUGAAUGCAGUCGGAACAGCAAAAUAA
Molecule: messenger RNA, 234 nt
Organism: Prunus armeniaca (apricot)
Lineage: Eukaryota; Viridiplantae; Streptophyta; Magnoliopsida; Rosales; Rosaceae
Source: the annotation of a GenBank genome assembly